AUGAAGUUGAACGCAAAGAAAACGAAAGAUAUGUGGAUUUGCUUUGGGAAAUCUAUCCCACAACCUCCCAAUCUUUAUAUCGGGGAUGUUAUGAUCGAAAGAGUUAAUUCAUUCAAGUUACUCGGUGUUAGCUGUCAAAGUAACAUGAAAUGGAAUUCUCACAUCAAAGAAAUUACUCGUAAGAGAAACAGGAGACUGUGUCAUCUAAGGCAGUGCAGGAAGGCUCACCUUCCUACUGAAGUAGGAUUGGCAACUUACUGCACCAAAAUUCGUCCAGUGCUUGAAUAUGCCGCACAAGUUUGGGGUGGCGUACCUCAUUAUUUAGUGAACGACCUUGAGCGUAUUCAAAGGAGAAGCUUAUGUAGUAUUGGUUUACCGGUCGAUACACCUCACCCGCUUAGUGAGAGAAGAGAUAAGCUAACUCUUCGAGAAAUGGAGGCAAUUACUCAGGAC
Molecule: messenger RNA, 453 nt
Organism: Paramuricea clavata
Lineage: Eukaryota; Metazoa; Cnidaria; Anthozoa; Malacalcyonacea; Plexauridae
Source: the annotation of a GenBank genome assembly